UAUUUUUACAGGAUGAACUCAUACGCGAAGAAAAUUGUUGUGUUCGGUACCCCUGGAACGGGAAAGUCUUCUCUCUGCAACGUUCUUUUCUCUGGUGAUCCAGAUAAUGGGGAAGAAAUUUUUCUAGAAAGUCCUGGAACAGUGAGCUGCACACAGGACUGCCAAUCAGAAGAAAGAUUUUUCCUCGGGAAUGCUUCUCGGCUAAUAAAAAUCAUGGACACCCCAGGAAUCGGCGAUAUUCAAGAAAAAAAUGAGGAACAAUCCAAAAGGCUCAAAGAAGGUCUGGAGAAGGAAAACAACGUUCACGCUUUCAUCUGGGUCAAGAAUUCCACUAAUGUUCGAUUCGAUGGUCAGGACCAGCUUCUGUUUAAUUUCAUGGCUGAAGUUUUUGGAAGCGAGUUCAUGACACACUUGAUUGUCGUUUUCACGCGGUUUUCUCAUUCAGUGGAGGAUAUUCGCAAACGUUCGAGGAUUGGCCCAACGUCUGGAAGUCUUUACCAGGGUUUCCGGAAGGAACUCGGCAUCAUGGCAGAUAACGACGGGAUCUCGCAGAUUCUUGCCGUGGACAUCGACGCCUAUUUCAAUCCGGAUGAUGAGUACGAAACGACGGUUUUCAAACAAAACUGCGAGAAGCUAUGGAAACAAAUUCAGACAUUUAGUUUGACUCCAGUAAAUCGACUUGAAAUAACGAAGCGGACAUAUCGUGAUGUAUGUGAACGAAUCAAGUCACUGGAAGACAAGAUGGAGGUCCUGUACGGAGCAGAACUCGAAAAAUGCCAACUGGAAUUGGAAAAUUUGCAAGAGAUUCAAAAAACGUCUGGCAACAUCCUCCGACGAUCCGCUGCCGUCACUGGACUCCUUGCUGUCCGAAACACAAACAGUGGUGCCAACAUGGGCGUCCCCUUUUUGGGUUCGUUAGUUGGCGUGUCGACGGGUGCAAUCCCCACUGGUUCUGGCGACCCAGUCGAUUACGUCAAGAGGUUUUUCAGUCGUCUGGCAUCCGGUGUCCGUUAUUGUGGUUAUUUUGUUACAAGACCUGUAACCAUCGUCACGGACCUUUCCUCAUACAUGUUCGACAGCAUAAAAACCUUUGGUGGCACAAAAAUUGUGGUGUUCGGAACCCCUGGAACUGGAAAGUCUUCUCUGUGUAACGUUCUUUUCACCGGUGAUCCAGAUCAUGGAGAAAAGGUUUUCAUAGAAAGUCCUGGAACAUUGAGCUGCACACAGGACUGUCAAUCCGAAGAAAGAUUUUUCCUUCGAAACGGUUCUCGACCAAUGAAAAUCAUGGACACCCCGGGGAUCGGCGACAUUGAAGGAAAAAACGAGGAACUGUGCAAACGGUUCAAGGAAGGUCUGGAGAAGGAAAACAACGUUCAUGCUUUCAUCUGGGUCAAGAAUUCCUCGUGUGUGCGAUUCGAUGGUCAGGAUCAGCGUCUGUUUAAAUUCAUGGCUGACGUUUUUGGAAGCGAGUUCAUGACACACUUGAUUGUGAUUUUCUCGCGGUUCUCUCAUUCGAGUGCAGACAUUCGCAGGCGUUCCAAAACCGGCCAAACACAGGAAAGCCUUUACAGAGGAUUCCAAGAUCAACUCGGGAUGUUUGCAGAUUGUGACUCUGUUCAACAGCUUUUCGUCGUGGACAUUGAUGCAUAUUUCAAUCCGGAAGACGAGCACGAAACGACGGUUUUCAAGGAAAACUGCGAGAAACUUUGGGGCAAAAUUGAGACUUUGAGCUUGACCCCUGUAGAGCGUCUCGAAAUCGUGAGGGAAAAGUAUCACCAAGUUUCUAUACAAAUUGAGUCGCUGAAAGACAGGAUGCGGAACUUGUCAGGGGCGGAACUUGAGGAAGCUAAUGAACAACUAAAGAAGCUUUUAAUCCUCAAAAGGAAGUAUGACGAGAUCCUCACUCGAUCUGCUUGUGUCAACUUCCUUCUUGGCUUGGGGAAGAUUAGCUUGAAAACUGUUUUGGAAGAAGCAGCUGAGGAGGGCUUCAAAAGAGUAGUCAAAGCCACUCCUGUAUUGGGUUUCUUCGUGGGUGCUGCCUUCGGGAUAUUGCGCCUCAAAGAUGGCGAUUACGUGGGUGCUGUGGGGGAAUUCGCUAGCGGUGCCUUCGCUUGCGUUCCUGUCGUUGGUAACGUGUUUUCCGGCUUCGUCAUCGACCCUGCACUGUGUGCCUACGAUAUCUACAGAGGAAUCAAAGCCACUCAGCCGAAGCCGAAACAGAAGAGUAAAAAUGACUGAUUUCGAAGAAAAUGCGUGUACCGUCUCGGCCGAAACAUUGUGACAUUAUACUGUAUUCCCAUUUGUUCGCGUCUCUUUGGGCAUGUUAUUGUAUCUGUGUCUCAAAGAAAGCCUUCGAAAAUUUUCAA
Notodromas monacha is the source of this 2366-nucleotide messenger RNA. The record is from the annotation of a GenBank genome assembly. NCBI's taxonomy places the organism in Eukaryota, Metazoa, Arthropoda, Ostracoda, Podocopida, Cyprididae.